Molecule: messenger RNA, 1421 nt
Organism: Patella vulgata (common limpet)
Lineage: Eukaryota; Metazoa; Mollusca; Gastropoda; Patellidae
Product: 1,5-anhydro-D-fructose reductase
Exons: 10
Coding region: 303-1256 (317 amino acids)
Cellular component (GO): cytosol
Molecular function (GO): aldose reductase (NADPH) activity
Source: RefSeq, a predicted model, not a curated record
UUGAAAAGCUUUCACAAUUUUCAUAUUCUUAUUGUAGUGUAUAGAGUCACCACGGCUUUUUAUGGCGUUAUUAUUGAUACCAGAUUAAAUAUUCUUAUCAAUAAAGUUAGUAAAACUAUCUGUGUGCGUAAAACUAGGCAGAAUACCCACUUUAUCAAUUUUAUAUAACCAGUUGUAUGUGAUACUUUAAGUGGCGAACUACUUUAUUCGUUAGAGCUUUCUAUUCAUAGAUAAACAGUUAUACAAUAGGCUAAUAUGUGUCAGCCGUGCAGUAGAAAAGAAUAUCGUUAUACCUAUCCAGCAUGUCGGCUAGCAAAAUACCGAACGUUAAAUUAAACACUGGUGUUUAUAUGCCGGUUAUUGGUUAUGGUGCAUUUAACACAUUUAAGGAAAAUGAAGUACGAGAUGCAGCACGCGUAGCUUUAGAAGUUGGAUAUCGUCAUUUUGAUACAGCCUGGCUAUAUAAAACUGAGGAAGAACUUAGUGACGCGAUCACACAAAAGAUAAAAGAUGGCCUAUUGAAAAGAUCCGAUUUGUUUUUAACAAGCAAGUUAUGGAAUACCCAUCAUCGUCCGGAAUCAGUGGAAGAAAUGUGUCGGGAUUCAUUGACGUCACUACAAACUGAUUAUCUGGAUUUGUAUCUUAUACACUGUCCAGUUGCUGUCAAAGGAAGUUGUAAACAGGGAGAUGCUCUAAAAACAAAGAUGCCUCACGAUGAUGUUGAUUUUAUAGAUACAUGGAAGGCGAUGGAAGAACUGGUGAUUAAAGGAUUAGUUAAAACUAUCGGUGUUUCUAAUUUUAAUAUUCAACAAUUGAAACGACUUUUAUCUGCUGAUAAUCUUAGAUAUAAACCAGCAGUUAAUCAGGUUGAAGUUCAUCCAUAUUAUACUAACAAUGAAUUAUUAGAUUAUUGUAAACAAGAGAAUAUUGUGGUCACUGCUUACGCCCCUCUAGGUAGAGGAAUGUCAAACAGUGCUGAUCAAUUCAAGCCAGCUAACUUACUUGUCGAUAAAACUAUACAAAAAAUAGCGGCUAAAUAUAAUAAGACUGCGGCACAGGUAUUAUUAAGAUGGGGAGUUGAACGAGGAUAUACAUUGAUACCAAAGAGUGUCACACCUGCCAGAAUUAAACAAAAUAUUGAGAUAUUUGACUUCUCGUUGAAUGAAGCAGACGUUGAAACUAUCAGUACCUUAAAUAAAUGGCAUAAAUGUUAUCACUUGGAUCUAUACAGAGACCACCCUGAGUAUCCAUUCUAAAAUGACGGUGUUUACUAUAUUCAAGUAUUUACUUUAUAUAUACUGUUUACUAUUUACUGCCUAAUUUAUUCAUAUAUUUGUCGUUUAUUAUAUUUUAAUAUGUUUGUUUGUGUUAUAUUAAAAUAACAGAACACAGUUUUUAUGGGAUACAAUCACUAGUUUAUU